CAUACUGUAAGAAUGACAACAACUUCAGUCAGCAGCUGGCCUUUCUCUUCUGACGGAACACACUUUGUAACUAAUUACAGUGACCAAUUACCACAAAAUAUCUCAAAAACCUCAACUGUUACUACUACCUGCCCCAUGGAGGAAAAAUUACUAUCUACUGUGUUAACAAUAUGCUACUCUAUUAUUUUCAUUGUGGGGCUGUUUGGGAAUAUAAUUGCCCUGUAUGUAUUUCUGGGUAUCCACCGCAAAAGAAAUUCGAUUCAAAUUUACUUACUUAAUGUUGCGGUUGCAGACCUCCUGCUCAUCUUCUGCCUUCCUUUCCGAAUAGUGUAUCACAUUAACCAAAACAAGUGGACACUGGGUGUGAUUCUUUGCAAGGUUGUGGGAACACUAUUCUAUAUGAACAUGUACAUUAGCAUUAUUUUGCUUGGAUUCAUCAGUUUGGAUCGCUACAUAAAGAUUAAUCGAUCUAUACAACAGCGAAAGGCAAUAACAGUCAAACAAAGUGUUUACGUUUGCUGUACAGUAUGGAUAAUUGCUCUAGCUGGAUUUUUAACUAUGAUUAUUUCAACAUUGAAGACAGAAGGGUAUAAUUCCACUUCCACAAUGUGCUUCCAUUACAGAGAUAGGCAAAAUGCAAAAGGAGAAGCAAUUUUUAACUACCUUAUUGUGGCAAUGUUCUGGCUAAUUUUCUUACUGAUAAUCCUUUCAUAUAUUAAGAUAGGCAAGAAUCUAAUGAGGAUUUCUAAAAAGAGGUCAAAAUUUCCUAAUUCUGGUAAAUAUGCUACUACAGCCCGGAAUUCCUUUAUUGUACUUAUCAUUUUUACAGUAUGUUUUGUUCCAUAUCACAUCUUUCGAUUCAUCUAUAUUAAUUCACAGUUAAAUAAAUCACCUUGCCACUGGAAGGAAAUUGCACACAAAACCAAUGAGAUCAUGCUAGUUCUGUCUGCUUUCAAUAGCUGCCUAGACCCAGUCAUGUAUUUCCUGAUGUCCAGUAAUAUUCGAAAAAUAAUGUGCCAACUCCUUUUCAGACGAUUUCAAGGGGAAUCCAGUAGAAGUGAAAGCACUUCAGAAUUUAAACCAGGAUACUCUCUGCAUGACAUAUCUGGUGCAGCUAAAGUUCAGUCUAUUUCUUAA
Molecule: messenger RNA, 1137 nt
Organism: Chrysochloris asiatica (Cape golden mole)
Lineage: Eukaryota; Metazoa; Chordata; Mammalia; Afrosoricida; Chrysochloridae
Gene: GPR34
Product: G protein-coupled receptor 34
Exons: 1
Coding region: 13-1137 (374 amino acids)
Biological process (GO): G protein-coupled receptor signaling pathway
Cellular component (GO): membrane
Molecular function (GO): G protein-coupled purinergic nucleotide receptor activity
Source: RefSeq, a predicted model, not a curated record